CAGUUGUGUAGAGGCAGGUCAUUCAUGCAUUACGGAGAAGUAGUUUAAGUGGCAUUCUAGUAAAUUCUAUCUUGUUUUCUGUUUCAAACGCUGAGUUAACUAGGAAAAACGGUACAAGUGGAGUGAGGGUGGCAUUUGGUGUAACGAAGAGCAGUGACAAGUAAAGAAAAUUGCGGACUAUUAUUUUGCAUUUCCGCAGCUUCGCUUACACGCACCCGUACACGCUGAUGGCGGUCACUGUGGAGGAGUUAUACCGUAACUAUGGGAUCCUUGCAGACGCUAAGGAUAACCUGAGCCAGCACCGGGAUGCAUAUCAAGCAAUCCUGGAUGGCGUCAAAGGCGGCCCGAAGGAGAAGCGUCUGGCUGCACAGUUCAUUCCCAAAUUCGUAAGCAACUUCCCAGAGCUGGCGGACGCAGCGAUCAAUGCUCAGCUUGACUUGUGUGAGGACGAAGACGUCUCGAUUCGUCGGCAAGCCAUCAAGGAGCUCCCGCGGUUCGCUGCUGGAGAUAACCUGGCCAGACUGGCAGACAUACUGACACAGCUUCUUCAGACAGACGAUUCUGCAGAAUUCAACCAGGUUAACAUUGCCCUGAUCUCCAUUUUCAAGAUGGAUGCAAAAGGAACCCUUGGCGGCCUGUUCAGUCAGAUACUGCAGGGGGAGGACAUUGUGCGGGAGAGGGCCAUCAAGUUCUUGUCCUCCAAGAUAAAGACGCUGCCUGAGGAUGUCAUGACCAAGGAGGUUGAGGAUUUCAUAUUCACAGAGACCAGGAAGGUGAUGGAGGAUGUGACGGGAGAGGAGUUUGUCCUGCUAAUGCGCAUCCUGUCUGGCCUGAAAAGCCUACAGACAGUGAGCGGAAGGCAGCAGCUGGUGGAACUGGUGGUGGAACAGGCCUUCCUGGAGCAAGCACUCAACCUGGCUGAUGUGGACAACGUGGACAGGCUGCUGCAGUGUACCCGCCAGGCCUUGCCCCUCUUCUCCAAAAAUGUGCAUUCUACAAGGUUUGUGACAUACUUCUGUGACCACGUCCUGCCCAACCUCAGUACACUGACCAGCCCCGUACCUGAGCUGGACAUCCAGCUAGAGGUGCUGAAACUGCUGGCAGAGAUGAGUCCAUUCUGUGGAGAUAUGGACAAGCUGGAGGCCAAUUUGACAAUGCUGUUUGAAAAGCUACUGGAAUUCAUGCCCCUGCCUCCAGAGAAUGCUGAAAACGGGGAGAAUGCCAGCAACGAGGAGCCCAAACUGCAGUUUAGCUAUGUGGAGUGUCUGCUCUUCAGCUUCCACCAACUUGGCAAGAAAAUGCCUGACUUCCUCAUCGACAGAAUCAAUGCUGAGCGGCUUAAGGACUUCAAGAUCAGGUUACAGUACUUUGCACGCGGGCUACAAGUGUAUAUCCGCCAGCUUCGAGUCGCCUUGCAGGGCAAGACAGGGGAUGCUCUGAAGACAGAGGAGAACAAAAUCAAAGUUGUUGCAUUAAAGAUCACCAACAACAUCAACGUCCUCAUAAAGGAUCUCUUCCACAACCCACCCUCUUAUAAGAGUACCAUCACUCUGUCCUGGAAGCCAGUGCAGAAGACCGAAGCCGCUGGUCAGAAGCGGUUGUCAGGGGAGGAGCUUGGAACAGAGGCAGGGACCACGGUGAAGAAGCUCUCUCCACUGCCCAGGAGGGACGCGCGACAGAUCUACAACCCCCCCAGCGGGAAGUACAGUGCCACCAUUGGCAACUUCUCCUAUGAACAGCGUGGUGGCUUCCGUGGGGGGCGGGGCCGAGGCUGGGGAGGCCGGGGUAAUAGGACCCGUGGGAAGAACUACUGAAGAACCCAGCCAGGUUCCCUCACGAUCGUACCAGGCUCGCUGUGUUGGCGAACUGCGUCAUCCCUGCUGCCCCCUCCAGCUCCUUAGCAGCCUUUACAACAUUUUCCCUCCUCUCCAAUCACCUGUAAAAAA
This is a messenger RNA of Megalops cyprinoides (Indo-Pacific tarpon), 1946 nucleotides long. RefSeq names its product apoptosis inhibitor 5 (gene api5). Gene Ontology annotation, biological process: negative regulation of apoptotic process. Lineage: Eukaryota; Metazoa; Chordata; Actinopteri; Elopiformes; Megalopidae. Gene Ontology annotation, molecular function: RNA binding. The transcript is spliced from 14 exons. Gene Ontology annotation, cellular component: nucleus. Bases 228 to 1814 code for a protein of 528 amino acids. The record is from RefSeq and is a predicted model, not a curated record.